CGGCGCCCCGCUCUCACAUCAGAGGGGUUCCAUCUCCUUCGCUCUCUGCUCUUCUCCCGCAGCACAGCUUCUAUUCCCGCACUUUGCUCUCCACUCUUUUCGUUUUCAAGUGAACGAGCCACCAUGAGUCGAAUCUCCAUGAGAAAAUCAACAAGCGGGGGUGGAAGCAAGACCUUCAGCUCAGGUUCUGCUGGCUUAGGCGGAGGUUUUGGUGGUGGUGGUGGUGGCGGCAGAAGCAGCUUCAGCUCGGUCUCUGUCUCUCGAGUUGGAGGAGGAAGAGCUGGUGGCUUUGGAGGUGGUGGUUUUGGCAGCAGAAGCCUAUACAGCCUAGGUGGAAAUAAAAGAGUUUCCUACAGUACCGGCGGCGGAGGUCUCCGGAGUGGAUUUGGUGGUGGUGGAGGAUACGGUUUUGGUGGAGGAUCAGCCAUUGGCUUUGGUUACGGUGGUGGAGCAGGUGGUGGGUUUGCUCUCGGUGGAGGUGGCGGGUAUGGGUUAGGUGGUGCUGGCGGUGGCUAUGGGUUGGGUGGCCCUGGGUUCGGUGGAAGGGGUGGCCCUGGGUUUCCCGUUUGUCCACCUGGCGGCAUCCACGAAGUGACCGUCAACCAGAGCCUCUUGGCGCCGCUCCACCUGGAUAUCGACCCGGAGGUCCAGAAAGUGAAAGUGCAGGAGAGAGAACAGAUCAAGACCCUCAACAACAAAUUUGCCUCCUUCAUCGACAAGGUCCGAUUCUUGGAGCAACAGAACAAAGUAUUGGAGACCAAAUGGACUCUACUGCAGGAACAGGGUCAGACGACUGUCAAACGGAGCCUGGAGCCUCUUUUUGACGCCUACAUUAAUAACCUCAGGAGGCAGCUAGAUAACCUUUUGGGGGAGAGAGGAAGGCUGGAUUCAGAACUGAGGAACAUGCAAGACAUGGUGGAGGAUUUCAAGAAUAAAUAUGAAGAUGAAAUCAACCGGCGCACAGCUGCAGAGAAUGACUUUGUGGUGCUCAAGAAGGAUGUGGACGGCUCCUACAUGAACAAGGUCGAGUUGCAGGCCAAAGCAGAUGCGCUGGCCGAUGAAAUUAAUUUCCUGAGAGCGCUGUAUGAAGCGGAACUGAGCCAGAUGCAGCAGCAGGUCUCCGACACCUCCGUCGUCCUGUCUAUGGACAACAACCGAAGCCUGGACCUGGACAGUAUCAUCCGGGAGGUCAAAGCACAGUAUGAGGAGAUUGCCAACAGGAGCAGAGCUGAGGCAGAGUCUUGGUACCAGACUAAGUUUGAGGAGCUGCAGAUCUCCGUUGGGCGGCACGGUGAUGACCUGCGCAACACAAAGGUCGAAAUUUCCGAGAUCAACCGGAUGAUCCACAGGCUGCGGAAUGAAAUCGACAACGUGAAGAAGCAGUGCGCCAGCCUGCAAGCGGCCAUUGCCGAGGCCGAGGAGCGCGGCGAAAUGGCCCUCAAGGACGCCCGAGCGAAACUGGCUGAGUUGGAGGAUGCCCUGCAGAAGGCCAAGGCAGACUUGGCGCGCCAGCUGCGGGAGUACCAGGAGCUGAUGAACGUCAAGCUGGCCCUGGAUAUCGAGAUCGCCACCUACAGGAAGCUGCUGGAAGGAGAGGAGAGCAGGCUGGCAGGAGAGGGAGUUGGACCCGUGAGCAUCUCGGUGGUCAGUUCCUCGACUGGAUACAGUGGCGGAGGCAGCCUGGGAGGAGGAUAUGGAGGUGGGCUUUCCCUGGGAGGUGGCGGAGGAGGUGGCGGCUACAGUCUCGGCAUGGGAGGCGGGAGCGGAUUCGGCCUUGGCGGCGGCGGCGGCGGCGGCGGCGGCGGAUAUGGCUACGGAAGCGGGAUGAGCAUUGGAGGUGGCAGCGGUUUCAGCUCUGGAAGUGGAAGAGGCCUGAGUGGAAGUCUGAGCUCCGGAGGGAGGAGCGGCUCCAGCGUGAAAAUCGUAUCCAAGACCACGACCAGCAAAAAAUCCAUCAGAUAAAGACGAGGCCCCCAGCGAUCCCCGCAUGAAUGAAAACACGUUUCCUACCUACUGAAAGCAAGUGCAGCCCUUAGAAAUCCAUUGUGUAAAUAGCUGAGCUAAUCCCCACACUCAAGUCCUUUCACCUUUUCCCCGUGGAUUGGGUACAGCCAGGAUCUUACCAUGGAAAUCAGGAAUGUUGUAGGCCAAAGCAUUGCUUGCAAUCUGUUUCACCUGUGGGGUUCUGACCGGCACAGAGGCCAGACCGUAUUCCUGAUUCGGCACGUGCUUUAAUGUUCAUUCCCAUUGGAAUCGUGAACUUAAAGAUAAGCUGAAGCACUUUGCUGAAUCGGGACCCGUCUGAUCACCACGGCCAGUUAAAUCCAUCGCUUACAGCUGAUGGGAAAGGGGAUUUCCAUUUACAUGCUGUGCGAACGUGCCUAGAUAUAUGUUGCCUGAAAUCCCUUUCCUGUUUGGGCAUGUUCAUUUAAUUCACAGUAGAAAAGAAAAUUAUAGCGGCAGCCUCACAAAAUUACAAAUCCAUCUGUUCUAGCCAAAGAAAAUAGUUCCACGACUCUAUAAUAAGGUAAGAUCUGUGUCCCAACAUGUGUUCUAAGCUGCGGGUGUCUUCCUGGCAACUAAAAAAAUAUCUUCAGCGCCGUCUUUUUUGUGAGUGAUCCGGUGGAAAAGGUGAUUGCUUUUUUGAUGUAUAAACUCCAGCACUGAUUUCUAAUUCUUUGUCCUCAUGGCUACAGCCCCCUGACUUUCGGGAGUAUGGUACUGUAUGUCCAAUAAACAGCAUCUGUCAUUUUUAAA
Messenger RNA from Chrysemys picta bellii (western painted turtle), 2757 nucleotides. Its product is annotated as keratin, type II cytoskeletal 5-like. Lineage: Eukaryota; Metazoa; Chordata; Testudines; Emydidae. Gene Ontology annotation, molecular function: structural constituent of skin epidermis. Gene Ontology annotation, cellular component: keratin filament. The record is from RefSeq and is a predicted model, not a curated record. Gene Ontology annotation, biological process: keratinization; intermediate filament organization.